This is a messenger RNA of Cloeon dipterum, 7469 nucleotides long. RefSeq names its product Molecule interacting with CasL (gene Mical). Gene Ontology annotation, molecular function: protein binding. The transcript is spliced from 20 exons. The record is from RefSeq and is a predicted model, not a curated record. Bases 161 to 6700 code for a protein of 2179 amino acids. Lineage: Eukaryota; Metazoa; Arthropoda; Insecta; Ephemeroptera; Baetidae.
GGAGAGACCAGUGAGUGAGAAAGAAAACUGCCAAGAUGGCCGAGUGUGCAGGUCGAGUGGAGCAGUGAGCUGCUGUUUUCGCCGCGAUCAGCUGCCGAGUUGCCGACUGACAAGGCGAAUUCGUCGCGACUGCAUGGAAGAAUAGUCGCAGGUGGGCGAAAUGGAGCGCAAGUCGUCGCCAGACGCGGCGCUGGCGUCGGACGUGUUCGACCAGUUCUGCUCGGCGUCGACGCUCAAGACGGUCCUGACGCUGCACCGGCACCUGUGCGAACUACUACGCCUGCGCCCCGCUCCCUUCCCCCACUUUUACCCGCAACUCAAAGGAAAGCUGCGCUCGUGGCGUGCGCAGGCGCUAUGGGCUAAAUUCGACAAACGCGUUGCGCACAAGUGCUACGCGCGCGGCACUGCCAGCGAAGGAACGAGAGUGCUGAUCAUCGGUGCGGGCCCGUGUGGCCUGCGGGCGGCGAUCGAGGCGCAGCUGCUCGGCGCCAAGGUGGUGGUGCUUGAGAAGCGAGACCGGAUCUCGCGAAACAACGUGCUCCACCUGUGGCCCUUCGUGAUCCACGACCUGCGCUCGCUCGGCGCAAAGAAGUUCUUCGGCAAGUUCUGUGCUGGCGCCAUCGACCACAUCAGCAUCAGGCAGCUGCAGGUGAUUCUGCUGAAAGUGGCGCUGCUGCUAGGCGUUGAGCUGCACGUCGGCGUGUCCUUUGAGAGCCUUGUGCCACCUGUCGACUCGAGCUUUGGCUGGCGGGCUGAAACGAGUCCUGAGGACCACCCGGCCUCGCAGUUUGAGUUCAACUGCCUGAUCGGUGCCGACGGAAAGCGCAACACGCUCGAGGGCUUCGGCCGCAAGGAGUUCCGCGGAAAGCUGGCCAUCGCCAUCACAGCCAAUUUCAUCAACAAGCGCUCCGAGGCGGAGGCCCGCGUCGAGGAAAUCUCUGGCGUCGCGUUUAUUUUCAAUCAAAAAUUCUUCCGCGACCUCUAUGAGGCUACCGGCAUUGACCUCGAAAACAUCGUCUACUACAAGGACGACACGCACUACUUUGUCAUGACGGCCAAGAAGAACAGCCUCAUCGACAAGGGUGUCAUAAUAUCGGACCAACCCGAUACAGCUCGGUUGCUACACCCUGACAACGUGGACAAGGAAGCUUUGAUGGAGUACGCAAGGGAGGCGGCAGACUUCAGCACGCAGUACCAGCUGCCGCACCUGGAGUUUGCGGUGAACCACUAUGGGAAGCCAGACGUGGCCAUGUUCGACUUCACGUCCAUGUACGCGGCCGAGAACGCGAGCAGGGUGGUUGAACGACACGGCCACCGACUGCUGAUGCAGCUGGUUGGCGACAGCCUACUCGAGCCCUUCUGGCCCACCGGUUCAGGCUGUGCGCGCGGUUUCCUCAGCUCCCUCGACGCCUGCUGGGCGGUGCGUUCGUGGGGCAGUGGCGUCGCCACGCCUCUUGAAGUUGUUGCCGAACGCGAAAGCAUUUACCGCUUGCUCGGCCAGACAACGCCUGAAAACCUCAACAAGGACUUCAACGCCUACACCCUCGAGCCACAAACCAGGUACCCCAACCUCAACAUCAGGGCCGUCCUGCCCGCACAGGUUCGUAACCUGCUGACGACUGACAACCCGGCAGGCGUGGAAUUGUGCUCAAGCGUGCAGCCAGUGAAGAAGCGUCGGCGUGAGGUUGAGGUGGCGAGUGCUGUGCUUGUGUCGUGGCUCAAGCGGCAGAUGGCUGUGUACGACGAUGUGCAGGUGGGUGAUGACCUGGCCGCCUGCUUCAGCGACGGUCGCACACUGUGCACCUUGGUGCAUAGGUACCGGCCACAGCUGGUCGACCUGGCCGCGCUGCGGGCCGACGAGAGCGUGCUCAACCUGCAGCUUGCAUUCAAUGUACUCGAGAAAGAAGCGCAAAUCAAACCGAUUAUCAAGGCUGAGGAAUGGGCGAGCGGCGAAAACAGCGACGCCAUCAUCACCUACCUGGGUCAGGUGUACGACGCGUUCCGUGGAGAGAUACCGCACAUUAAGCAUGCCAAGUCUGCCAUUGAGGAGAUAGAGGAGAUUCUGGUCGCGCCGCGAAAGUCUAUCGGUAAAAGUCCGAAAAAGCGAGCCAGUCUUGAGAGGGAGCCAAAGAGACAGAUGAGGAAGCGGAAAAGUCACGACGCUGAGCCGUCGACGUCUCGCAGAGAAGAGUUGGAUCGGAACCGCGAGGAUCGGAUGCAGAGGCGGCGCAUGAUGCGCCACCUUACUUCGCAGAAGUUUGUCGAGAAUAUGCGGCGCAUGCAGUCGGUAGGCAACUUUUAUGACGAGCCGCGUGAGGAAAAGACCGAGGACUUUUCGCUCACCGUCUACCGGCAGCACGCGCCGCAUUUCAAAGACAGGGUCAAACAGCUCGAGCGCCAGAUGAUCUAUUGCCCAGAUCGAGAAAACCGAUUCAUGAGUGAGAUAGCGAAGAGAUCUGGACAGCCAGACGAAAAGUUCAGUGGCAGAAUCAAAGAGCUCGAAGCAAAAUUCAAGGACGGCAACGCCGUGUGUGAGAAAAAGCCUAAGGAUUUGCGCAGGGCAAUCGGCCGAAUCGAUAAGAACGACUGGAACAUUGCUGAGAUCGAGAAAAAAAUGGAGGAGAAUCGAAUGGCCAAGGGCAAGACGCAUGGCGGUGAGAAAGUGCCAAAGUGGAAUCACGACAAGUUCCUCGACAAGAUCUCGAUGAUGCAGAGUAAGCUAAAGGGCCGGAGCAAGGAGGAUGAGGCGGCUAAAUUCCGCGAAAUCGACUCAACGCUGAAAAAGCUGGACCGCCAGAUACGCGAAGGCAGCGUGCUCGACCCGAGCGGCCCCAGAGGCUCAAACAAGGUGUCUGCAAUGGCCGAGCAGCUAGCCAAAAAGCAGGAGCCCAGCGAGGCGCUGCCAUUGCAGAAGUCAGGCUCGAAAAGCGCCUUCGCAGUCGCCCAGCAGGCCUCCGACUGCCACUUCUGCUGCAAAAAGGUCUACCUCAUGGAGCAGCUCACCGCAGAAGGCCUGCUCUUUCACAGAGGCUGCUUCCGCUGCGAGUACUGCGGCACCACGCUCAGGCUAAAUAAUUACGCUUUCGACCGCGACGGUCGCUAUGGCAGCCGCUUCGUGUGCAUCAAUCACUUUGGCAUUCCUGGCUACAUUCGCGGUGCACGAGCUAGAAGAAAAUCUGAAGACUUAAAGGCAGCCGCCGCGGAAGAGACUGCAUUUACCGAACACCUGGCAGUUCCAAGUGCCGAGGAUCAGGCUGACGCGAUCCCCACAAUCGGCGUCACGCCAGAGCGGGUCGGCUUUGAAAAUCUGGCUGGCUCAGACGAAGAGGACUUAAUGGCCAGGCCCGCAUCUGGACUGGCUGAGAUGGACGAGGAAGCCUGGACCGACCACAACUUCCGCGUGUCUUGUGACUCUAGUGACGACCAGUCCGACAGUGCAACUGACUCGGACGAUGAGGACGCGGAGGCAUUCGAGGAGGCGAUUGACGAUGACGACGCGUUGAGCGUAGAGGGGACGCGGCAGCUGGCAGAGUCGUGGAAGCAGCGCUACUCGCGUCAGUCAGCCAGCGAGUUCAGUGACGAGGCUGAGAGCUCUGAAUGGAGCUGCGAACGCGACGAUGCUGAAGACGAGGACGACAGUUCGACAGCCACUGAAGGCGAUGCGGUGGCGCGCGAGCUGCUGCGCCAGAAGGAACGGCUGCUUGAGCGAGCCAAGCGUCGCCGCGAGGAGGAUAGUGAGGGUGGAUCUGACUGCACGUCAACGGAGACGGAGACCGAUGACGAGGACGAGCAAGAGGAGGAAAACCUGGCUACCGAAAUCGAAACAGACUCAGAGUUUGAGCUUGACUCGUCGUUGCCGACUAUCCUUAUCGACUCAGAUCUGCAAGUGUGUCAGGUCAGGUCAGGCCGCAUUGAACGCGGCAAUUUGAACAAGCCGGCGCCCAACAAGUAUCUGCAGAAGAAUAACGCCAAGAACAACAACCGGGCAGCUGCGGCGGCGCCUAUGGAGUUGACUCAGGCGGCGCUGCGGCACCGCCCGACGCAACUCGAGCUGCAGGCCAAGGAGAAAAUGGUACCGCUGCAGCAGGUCAAGAGCACCGAGGGCAUCGCUAGCAAGACAAGCCUCGAGCUGAAGAAGAAGUACCUGCUUGGCGGCGAGGCGGCGGCGGGAGCCUUUGGCAGACAGGUGCUCAAGUCGGACUCGGCGUCAGCACUUGACUCGCGCUUCCGCAGCUUCGUAAGCCAGAUCUCAGAGCAGCAGAAGCUGCUGCAGCCAGCCGCCCAGCCCAGCCCGGCGAUGCAGUCGCUGCUAUUGGACAGCAACAAGGCCACCUCCGCGUCGCCGCUGCUCACCAGCAUGUCUAGCGGCAACCUGCUCAACAACCGCGCCGACCUGCUCAACAAGUUGCCAAAGGUGCCGUCCAGCUUCGUACACAUCUGCGGCCGCAAAUCGGAGGAGCGCCUUGACGACGACAAAACGCCGCUCGUCGAGAACAUGCACAUUCUCGCCUCCUCCGAGGCUGAAGAGAAGGAACGCAAACUGGACCGCGACACAGACCGCGAGAGCGAUAAAAUAUCUGACCUGGAGCGCGAAAAGCCUGACGAAGACGCGACGCCGCAGGCAGAGCACCGGGACAUCAUUCUUGAGACCAAGGACAUCUCAGAUGAGCCGCGACCGCGCUCGCCCGCUCAUGAGACCUCCAUCAUCGUGCCGGACGCGUCUGAGUGGCGGGCCGCGCAGCAGCAGCAGCUUCAGCAGGGGGAGUCUGAAUCGGAGAGCAGUGAGUCCUCUUCCUCCUCCUCCUCUGAAAGCGGUAGCAGUACCGAAACCGAGGAGGUGGAAGAGGCGCCGCUCGUCGUUCCACCCAGGGUUGAGAUCACUGAGGUGGGCGACAAGGAGCUUGAGACGGAGCUCUCUGACUGGGCGCACGAGGAGAACAGCCUUGACGUUGAUGUUGAGAUCGAAGCGCGCAACGUUACCUUGCGAAGGCCCAAGCGACUGGCCACUCUCGCCCAGGAGGACAACGACGACGAUCUCGGCGACCACGUAGACGUGCUUACUGUCAGCGAGACCAACGAGGAAAAGCAGCAACUUGUGCUCGCCCCCGUUGAUGACAUCGUUGAGGCUGUCAACUUAGAGUGCCAAAUCGCGCCUCUCGCUUCUGCUCCUGAUCCUGAACCAUCUGUCGAAUCAGAAAAAGUGGAAGAGGAAGAACAGCCACCGCCACCACCACCACCGCUGCAGGUGGAGGAGGAAAAUGGUCCUGUGGACGUGAUGUCUGUGUCAGUGAGUAGCCUGGGCGAGGGAAUCAACGACAUCGAAUUUGUCGACACGAGCGAGGACGAGGAGGAUGGCGAGGAGAGUUCUGUCAAGGUAGAGGAGUACCAGCCACUGGCACAGGCAAGCUCAAGCACCAACACAGAGAGCAAGACGCCGGACACGGAGAGUAAGUCACCGGACACUGAGCAGGAGCGGCUGCUUCAGGAGGACGAGUAUGUGGCACACGUGCAUCGACUGCAGGAUCGUGUGUCGCCGUUCGGCAACGCCAAAGAUUCGAUCGACGUGCGUAAGGCUCGACGCGGCUCGUCGAACAGCAGCACCUCCAGCCCAUCUCAUCGUUCAUCGGCGGCGGAGAUACAGGUGGCGGCAGCGGUGGCGACGACACCAAGCACGUCGCGCAAACUUGAACAGAUCUCGCGCGAACGCUCGCGCCAGAAAAGUCUGGUUGAGGACCUGGUGAUGGCGCGCAUCCCACAGAAAGGCGUCCGGCGGAGGCUCAGCUCCAAGAGCCCGUCCGGCUCACCACGGCUUCCACCGCCCCCGGUGCCCCCGCCGCCUGUACCACCUCCCCCGGUGCCCAUGCCACCGUCUGGAAGGCCAGCGUCAGUGUUGCUGACGGGCGUGCGGCUGCCCGAGACUCCGCUCACGCACCCUGAGGCAUUCUCGUGCCCCGACAUUCGGCAGGCACUGCUGGCCGAGGCGGCCGCGUCUACGCCGGUGGCGCCGCCCAGGGCCAAGAAGAAACCACAGGCGCAAACGGAGCCGAUCAAGGGCGGCGCAAAGCAGGGCCGUGAGCGGCGCAAGAGCAUCAUGCAGGCCGUGUCGGAGCUCUUCCGCAAGAGCCCCGCCGCGGACAAGGAGAAGAAAGGACCGCCGGUGCCUCCGCCACCCGCACACUACCCGCCAGCGUCGCCUCCAGCGCAGGAGGACAGCCCAAGCGACGGCGAAGACUCGCGCAGCUUCUCGGUGGAGGACUCAGUUCGCAGGAGCGCCCGCAGCGCCAAGAAGGCGGCUCGACAGGCCCAGCUGAAGCGACUCCGCACGGCGCACGAGCUCAAGAGGCAGCUAGAGGAAUUAGAAGUGAAGCAGCGGCAGCUUGAGCAGCGCGGCGUCGCACUCGAAAAAGCACUUAAGGGCGAGGCUGCGGCGCCGCACGCCAACGAGGCUGACAUGCUGCAUGAGUGGUUCGCCCUGAUGCGCCAGCUGGCCGAGGCGCGCAGACAUGAGCGCCAGCUCACCAUCAAGGCCCAGGAACUUGAGCUGCACGAGCGUCACGCCCGCCUCCAGUCCGACCUCCGCCAGCGCAUGGCCGUCGAUGACGUUUCGUCUGUUGGUUGCGAUGAGUUGAUUCGAGCACAAGAGCAGCAGGGACGUGGAGGAGGAGGGCAAGAUCCUGAGCGAGAUUCUCGAGAUCGUUGAGCAGCGAAACGGCCUGACCAACCAGCUGGAGGAGGACCGCCAAAGGUACGCGGAGGAAGACAAGGAGCUGGAGGCACAGAUGUUGGCCAAGGGACUGCGCCUGACGCCGCUCAGGAAGGAGUCGAACGUGUGAGGCGCGGCACGAGAGAGGCCCUCCUUUCCGCUCACUUUCCUGCUCUUCGAAGCCGCUGCUUUUUUUAAAAUUUGACUUGUCGUUCGUUUCUCGUGCGGCCGAUCACUCUCACACUCAGAAAGCUGGCUUCCAAUGUGAUAACUCUUGUGAUUACGUUUUUUACGAUCCGCCGAUUCGGUCAUGCUUGUUUCUCGAAUUUGUCUCUUCUCUUGCUUUUACACAAAAAUAUUUUUGAGCCCUUGCGAGGCACUGAGAUUUUACUCGGACUUUUGAAGAAACGCCUCUCUCGACCCGCGCGAACGCGAAGCCCACCCACCCGCCUUUCACAGCCGGUGCAAUACAAUUAAAAUGUUGACGGAAAUUUUACUUUUGAGCACAAUUUGUAUAUCGAGAGACUGCUUUUUAAUGUAUCGAUUAUUUUUGAUUACCUAGUCCUGUGCAUGCUGCUUGUUGCGAAUUGUAGUGACAACAACAAUACACAUGUGUCUGUAAAGCAUACUUUUAUAACCUAAUAUUGCCUGACUAAAUAAAAGAAACAAACACGUCUAUAUUUAAAUUAUUCAGCCUCGUAUGUAUGCGUAUUACAUUGUAAUUGAAAAUUAUAUUAUUAAAAAAAUACUGGUCAAAGUAACAAAA